CCGGCCGGGUGGCUGCGUGGGCUGCGUGCGGGUCCCGACGCGGUUCGGUUCCGUGGUCCGUGCGAUCGGGGCAGCGAGGUGGCGCCUGGGCACUGGAGCCCCGCCAUGGCGGCAAGCUGGGCACUGGCGUGCGGCCGGCUCCGGCGCGGCCCGGGGGCUCGGCUGGCCGCGGGCUUCUGCAGCGGGACCCCGGGGCCGCGGCCCACCCGCGCGCAGCAGCGGGACGGCGUCAGGAGCAUCGUCCUGAGCAACCCCCAACGGCGGAAUGCACUGUCCCUGGCCAUGCUGAGAUCUCUUCGCAGUGACCUCCUCCACGAGGCUGACAGCCCCGAGCUCAAGGUCAUCGUCAUUUCAGCCGAGGGGCCUGUCUUCUCUUCGGGGCAUGACCUAAAGGAGCUGACAGAGGAGCAAGGCCAUGAAGUCCAUACCGACGUGUUCCAGACUUGUGCCGAGGUCAUGAUGCUGAUCCAGCGCCACCCGGUCCCCGUCAUCGCCAUGGUGAACGGCCUGGCCACCGCGGCCGGCUGCCAGCUGGUGGCCAGCUGCGACAUCGCCGUGGCCAGUGACAAGUCCACCUUUGCCACUCCGGGAGUGAACGUUGGGCUCUUCUGCUCCACCCCUGCCGUGGCCCUGGCCAGGGCCGUGCCCAAGAAGGUGGCCAUGGAGAUGCUGCUCACGGGGGAGCCCAUCUCGGCCCAGGAGGCCCUGCGCCACGGGCUGCUGAGCAGGGUGGUGCCCGAGGCACAGCUGGAGGCCGAGACAUCGCGGAUCACGAGCAGGAUUGCCGCCCUCAGCCGGCCCGUGCUGGCACUGGGCAAAGCCACCUUCCACCGGCAGCUGCCACAGGACCUGCCCACCGCCUACCACCUGGCCUGCCAGGCCAUGGUGGACAACCUGGGCCUGCGGGACGGCCGGGAGGGCAUCACCGCCUUCCUGCAGAAGAGGAAGCCCCACUGGUCCCACUGACCACCCGCCCAUGUCCGCCGACAUCGCCAUCAGAGGAAGUGCGAGGGUCGCCCAGCUCAGCGGGAGGGGCUGUCCCUGGCCCCACGCAUCGGGCAAAUUGAAAUCUAGGGCUCACCUUGUCUCUAACCACAGACCCACCCACACCCAGGGACAGGGCCCUGCCGGGAAGGGUCGAAGGGCACUGCACUGCCUGAGUCCCCUCCCAUCCCCUCCCGUGGCCAGUUGGCAGUGGGCUCUGCUCCUUCCUGCGGGCAGUUGUGGGCCUGGCUGUCUUCGUUCCUACCGGCCACUUCACGCGUGAGCUUGCUGGGCACAGACCGGCUGGCGGCCCUGAGCCCAGGGUGACUAAUGGGCUACAACAGCACCUGGACUGCGCCCCUGUCCCCAGCGACCCCCCGCCCGCCUCCCCUACACCACAGUACCUUCUUGUGCCUUUCUGACCAACAGCCAUCCCAGUUCCGCUGGGAUCUGGAAGCGGCUGCGAGAGCAGAGCCAAGUGCCUUCCCCAAAGCUCAUGCUCAGUGGCUGAAGGAGCUGUGAGUGCUGG
Messenger RNA from Sorex fumeus (smoky shrew), 1513 nucleotides. RefSeq names its product enoyl-CoA hydratase domain containing 3 (gene ECHDC3). Gene Ontology annotation, cellular component: mitochondrion. The transcript is spliced from 5 exons. The record is from RefSeq and is a predicted model, not a curated record. Gene Ontology annotation, molecular function: hydro-lyase activity. Lineage: Eukaryota; Metazoa; Chordata; Mammalia; Eulipotyphla; Soricidae. The coding region runs from base 106 to 966 and encodes 286 amino acids.